Molecule: messenger RNA, 941 nt
Organism: Elaeis guineensis (African oil palm)
Lineage: Eukaryota; Viridiplantae; Streptophyta; Magnoliopsida; Arecales; Arecaceae
Product: RING-H2 finger protein ATL79
Biological process (GO): protein ubiquitination
Molecular function (GO): transferase activity
Source: RefSeq, a predicted model, not a curated record
CCUGCCGCACCAUCGCCCACGUAUUUGGCAAUCCCAUCAUUCAUCAUUCUGCCCGCAAUUCAAUUCUGUGGACUCAACUACACCUCUCCCCCUAACUCAAUUCCAUGUACUCAACUCCCACUUCUCUCUCUCGAAAUUAACAAGAAUAGAGAAGCCAUGGCGGCCCCUUCCCAAGAGGCGUCCCUCUCCUCCCCUCCGCCGCCGCCCGUCAACGAGUGGGGCCCCUACUCUGGUGCGGGCGACUUCGGGACCAACAUGCUCAUCAUCCUCGCCGCCCUCUUCGUCGGGCUCCUCAUCGCCGUCGCCCUCACCGCCGUCAUCCGCUUCCUCUUCUGCGGCGCUGCCCGCCGCCACCCUUCGCCGGCGGACCCCGAGAAGCAGGUGGCGCCGCCUUCCGCUGCGGAGGCGGAGGGGACGACGCUGGUGUUCACGGAAGGGACGAGGCUGGCCAGGGUGGAGGCGGAGUGCGCCAUCUGCCUCGCCGAGUUCGUGGAGGGAGACGGAGUGAGGGUCUUGACGCCGUGUGACCACGGGUUCCAUGUCCACUGCAUCGAGCGGUGGCUGGCCGCAAGGAGCUCCUGUCCGACCUGCCGUUCCAGCUGCCACGUGGCAGUGGGACCCGGGAGGAAGAGCCCAGUGUUGGAGACGGGGUUAUAGGAUUUUUUUUUUUUUGUUUCUAUUCCCUUCGGGAUAUUGUGAUAUAUGUACGCGUUUUGUACAGGAGUAAUCGGACAUAUAUAACGGUUGGAAAGAAUGUGAGAUGUAUCCCGGUAACAUGGUUGAGAAUCUUAGGAGAAGUAUCAGCAAAAUUUGAAGGUAUUGAGAUUGUACUGCAUGCAACUCUUAGAGUCUGGCUGCAUUGGCAUGAUGUAUUGUACAAUCCUUUUUUUCUUUUUAAAGCUUCGUUUCAUGUUGGAAUCCCAGCAAUGAGAUUGUUGCGA